AUGGAGGGUUCUAGCAAUUCUGGUGAAGGUUUUGACAGAGAGAAUGUAUUGGUGAAAUCUGUAAUUCAGCCUAUCAAUCUUAACUUCUAUAGUUCUGAUGGUCACAAUAGCUCUGUAGCUUAUAUAAAUGAGGGCUGUGAAUCACCUUCAUCAUCAUCAUCAUCAUCUUGGGAUUCUAAACCUGAAAUUGAUAUCCCAUCUGUAAUCAAUUGCCAUGAAGGCAUUAACCUGGAAGAGAACUAUCUUGAUAUGGAAGAACAAAACCAGUUUGUUGGGGUCGAAAACACAGAUUAUGGUUUAUUGUGGGAGAUGGACAAUAGAAGUUAUGAUGAGUUGCUCAAAAAGUUCUUAGAAAAGGAGGAAGAGCUAAGAUUUUCCAAUUUUAGACUUCAGCUUUCGGAACAAGAGAUUAUUAAGUUCAAUGUUCAAGUUGAGAAUAGUGAGGCUCAGCUUCAUAAUGUGCGCGAAGAAUUGAAGCGGAAAGAGGAGGAACUUAUUAAACAAAAAGAACUUUCGAAAGAAGAGAUUUUCAAGUUGAAGCUUUCGCAAGAAGAGAUUUUCAAGUUGAAGAUUCAAAUUGACGAAAGUGAGAAUCUGCUUGAUAAUGUGCGCGAAGAAUUGAAGCUGAAAGAAGAGGAAUUGAAGCUGAAAGAGGAGGAACUGAGUAAACUAAAAGAGCUUUUGGAAAAAGAGAUUUUCAAAUUGAAGAUUCAAACUGAGAAAAGUGAGGAUCAGCUUGAUAGUGUGCGCGAAGAAUUGGAGCUGAAAGAGGAGGAAUUGAAUAAACUAAAAGAGCUUUCGGAAAAAGAGAUUUUCAAGUUGAAGAUUCAAACUGAGAAAAGUGAGGAUCAGCUUGAUAGUUUGUGCGAAGAAUUGGAGCUGAAAGAGGAGGAAUUGAAUAAACUAAAAGAGCUUUCGGAAAAAGAGAUUUUCAAGUUGAAGAUUCAAAAUGAGAAAAGUGAGGAUCAGCUUGAUAGUGUGCGCGAAGAAUUGGAGCUGAAAAGGGAGGAAUUGAAUAAAUUAAAAGAGUUUUCAGAAAAAGAGAUUUUCAAGUUGAAGAUUCAAACUGAGAAAAGUGAGGAUCGGCUUGAUAAUGUGAGCGAAGAAUUGAAGCUGAAAGAGGAGGAACUGAAUAAACUAAAAGAGCUUUCGGAAGAAGAGAUUUUGAAGUUGAAGAUUCAAAUUCAGAAAAGUGAGUUUCAGCUUCAUUAUGUGCGCACAGAAUUGAAGCUGAAAGAGGAGGAAUUGAAUAAACUAAAAGAGCUUUCCGAAAAAGAGAAUUUCAAUUUGAAGAUUCAAAAAGAGGAGGAAUUGAAUAAACUAAAAGAGCUGGAUUUUUGGACGAAAAGGAAUAUAGUAUUGACCUCUAAACUGGAGGAUUGUCAGUCCAGAAACAAGGAAUUAGAAAACAAAUUAAGCCGAGACAGAGAUGCAAAAGUUGCACAAGAAAAGGGUUUGGAAGAAGAAAUCAAUUGUUUGAGGGAAGAACUUGGUAAGAAAAUGCAUCUUGUUGAAGCCGCGAAUAAGGAAAAGGAGAUGGUAGUGAUUGAAAGGAAUGAAGCAAAAACUAAGAUUAAAAAGCUUGAGCAUGAGAUAUUAUCCUGCAAUGAUAUAUUAUCAAAUACGAGAGGAUAUGUUAAAGAGCUCGAAGCAUCACUAACAGAGAUAGGGAUCAUCUAUAAAACUAUUCGGAAUGAAGGAAAAAUGUUGAAACUGAGAGUGGAAGAACUUGAAAAAGAGGUGACCAGACAGAAUGGCGUGAUAUCGGAUAAGGAUGAGGAGAAGAGGGAGGCAAUUAGACAGUUAUGCUAUUCAGUUGAGUACCACAGGAGCGAAUAUCGUCAACUUGUUCAAGCAAUUAAUAAGGUGGCGUCGCCAUCGUCACCAUGGUCACGUUGUUAUAGUUUCCUAAGGUUACAUUAA
This is a messenger RNA of Trifolium pratense (red clover), 1923 nucleotides long. RefSeq names its product golgin subfamily A member 6-like protein 22. The coding region runs from base 1 to 1923 and encodes 640 amino acids. The transcript has a single exon. The record is from RefSeq and is a predicted model, not a curated record. NCBI's taxonomy places the organism in Eukaryota, Viridiplantae, Streptophyta, Magnoliopsida, Fabales, Fabaceae.